This is a messenger RNA of Anopheles stephensi (Asian malaria mosquito), 2689 nucleotides long. RefSeq lists its product as uncharacterized. The record is from RefSeq and is a predicted model, not a curated record. Bases 350 to 2356 code for a protein of 668 amino acids. Gene Ontology annotation, biological process: monocarboxylic acid transport; transmembrane transport. NCBI's taxonomy places the organism in Eukaryota, Metazoa, Arthropoda, Insecta, Diptera, Culicidae. The transcript has 4 exons. Gene Ontology annotation, molecular function: monocarboxylic acid transmembrane transporter activity.
CUUUUGUUUUUUCCGCUGCAUACAGUCUGCAGAGUCGGUGGUCGAAGGUGCACGGGCACGACGUCGCGCCUCUGUGCAUUGUGGUCGCGCGUCCAAAGAUAAGCAUGGUGGGUUCGGUCUGAUGACCGAAGCUGUAGAAUAAUUAAAUCGAUUGAUUACAGUACGUGCCCCAUAGCUAAAUUGUGUAAUUAAUCGCGCACCAAUCGAUACCUCCCAGUGAUCUAGGGCAGGAGACGGUACCGCCAGUUACGACAUCAUCCUGUUUUGGCAGGGUUUAUCUUUGGUCGGCAAUCGCGGUGCUGGAACAUCAUCUGAUCAGAAGCAACCGAUAUAUGCAGGGCAUACAGAAAUGAACACUGAAAAGUUGAUACAAAACUCUGGUGAAAGUGCCAACGAGAUGGAGCAAACUAAUAAGACUAAAGCUGCGGAUAAAAAGCGGACCAAACUGCCCAAGAAUCGAUCACAGCUGGGCAGUGACUUCGUUGCACCGGAUGGUGGUUGGGGCUGGAUGGUGGUAUUAGCUGCUGGAUGUUCCAAUCUCUGCACAUUCCCAGUGUUGCAGCAGUUUGGUCUACUGUUUCGCGACCAGAUGACUGAGCUGUCGAUCAGUGCGUCCGAGGUGACGACCAUCAUCAACACUCACUCCGCACUAACUUCGAUCGUAGGUUUAGCGAAUGGGCCCAUGUUCCGGUUGUUCACCUAUCGGCAGGUCGCAUUCUUCGGUGCCCUGCUGGUAGGAAUAGCCGUCUCCCUCACGUCACUCGCAGAUAGCUUCUUCGAGUACAUGGUCACCUUCGCCGUGCUGUACGGUGCCGGUGUCGGUAUCAAUGCAUCCGCCAACUCGCUCGCACUCAAUACGUACUUCAAGCAAAAGCGUCGCAUCGCGACCGGAUUCGCCUGGACACUGACCGGGCUUGGGCCGAUCGUUGCACCGCACCUGGUAACCUUGCUUCACCGGCACUUCAGCGUCAACCAUACGGUACUGAUCUUCGGCGGGUUCGCAAUGAAUGCGGUCGCGUUCGCCCUGCUCUACCAGCCCGUACAGUGGCACUCCAAAUCUCCACAAUCAACCUCCGAACCGGAUGAAGCGAAUCUACCAACAACACCUCCACCCAGCGAACGCUGUAUCUACUGUCAAACCGCACAGGAUCCGGAUGCCGUCCCGUUCAACACGCUACCGAUCGAACGUUCGCAGCAGGAUCUGCUCGCGUACGAUGCUGCCGUCGAUACCGGGACGCCGAUGUUAUCCCGCGCCAACGAUGGAUGGUAUUCGCGCAGCUCGCUCCGGUCAGUGUACAGCUCACGGCACAGUCUUACCACGCCGCGCAUUCUCUCCCACCGUCCGUCCGUGUUGAGCCUUAGCGAUACGAGAGCGUUUAUCGCGAUCCCAGCGAAGGACACGGCCGCAUUCAAGAUCGAGGAGUGUCAGACGGAGGACUGCCCGGACGUGCAGGCCGAACAUAAGCCACUGAGACGUCCGACAGAUCCGACCCCUCUACCACACCGGUCAUACUACUUCGACCAGAAGGACGCUCCAAUAGAAUCACCACCUUCAAACGGGUUGGGUACCGUGUUGGGCGAAAAGGAUGUACUCAAGCAAGCAUCAAAGCGACUCGCCCAGUUGGUAGAAGACACCCGUCCGACCAGUUGUACCUGCUCGCAAGCGUUACAGUCACUGCUUGAGGAUGGUCCGGACGAGGAACUUCCGCUCACACUGCUGCAGCGUAUCGUCAUCUUCUUCGAUCUAGAUCUGUUACGCGAUCGCAUCUACAUCAACAUUAUGAUCGGCAUCACGAUCGCGAACUUUGCGGAGCUAAACUUCUCCAUCCUGACACCGUUCGUGCUGGCAGACUUUGGAUGUAGCCGGGAUCAGAUUGCGAUGGCAAUGUCGGUGCUGGGUGUGACGGAUAUCUGCUGCCGAUGUUUGGUGCCACUGAUUGCAGAUCGCAUCAAAUGGCAGAACCGUACGUUCUUUCUUGUCGGUGUAAUCAACAUGGCGCUCGGUAGAGUGGUACUAGCUCACUUCCACAGCUACACGGUGGUGCUGGCCAUCGCUUGUUGGAUUGGGUUUAACAAGGGUCUGAGGACGGUCUUCAUGGCGCUAGCUAUCCCAUCGCAUGUCCCGCUCGAUCGGCUUCCGGGUGCUACCGGGAUACAUCUGCUGUUUGCUGGAUUCUUCUAUCUGCUUGUCGGUCCCAUUGUCGGAUACGUUCGGGAUACCACCAACUACGCUACCACCUUACACUUCCUCAAUCUGGCCACGUACACGAUGGCGAUCUGUUGGUCGUUGGAGAUGUACUACUUCACGCCACGUCAGCGACGAUGGCAAAAGGCCACCCUUGCUACCGGAAGCUGAACCACACCACCCACAUUCUCUAGCCAUUAAGCUCUAGCAUGUAAAUUCCAGCCGGCGAGAGAGCCAUUAUCAUUCCAUCGAGCGCGUUCCACAAAAGGCGCUCUGUCAUGCAAAAUAUGUUGAUAGUAAAACCGAGCGGAGAUGGAGGUUUUGUGUAACUUAGUUAAAUAUUCUCUUCUAGUACUCGUACUAGUGGUUUGGUAGGUAGUUAAGACACCCGGCCGCAUAGGUGACAGCAAAUGCUGACGUCCCGACAGUAAGAUCGGCUGAAAUUGAUACGCGAACGGGGAGGGUUAAGGUUAACGCAGCUAGAAAAAGAAGGUGCCAUAUAAA